This is a messenger RNA of Aspergillus tanneri, 750 nucleotides long. RefSeq lists its product as uncharacterized. The record is from RefSeq and is a predicted model, not a curated record. The coding region runs from base 1 to 750 and encodes 249 amino acids. The transcript has a single exon. NCBI's taxonomy places the organism in Eukaryota, Fungi, Ascomycota, Eurotiomycetes, Eurotiales, Aspergillaceae.
AUGUGUUACUACCAACCCAACAAACCACCCUGCACCUGCGCCUUCCUCCAACUAAUCCAACCCUGUCAUGAUGUACAAUACUUCCCAUCUCCAAACAGCAAUCCCCGUCCCUUGAUCCAAGUCUGUGGCGCCCGAAAUCUUGCCCACGGCGUCGGACAGCGUCAUUGCAUCCGAUGCUGCGGAUCCAGUGGUCUUCCUGAUGACAGUAACAACCCGGAUAUGAUCGGUGAUAGUAGUUCCGGCGGUGGUUCUCGUGGUAUGGGAGUGUUUGCAUCCCCAUCUAUAUAUUCGUCGUCGCCUCCAUCGUCGUCUUCGUCUACCUAUCGACUCCCACCGAUUACCUCGCUACGGAGUAAUUUCAGUUUUCAGGAGAUUCGGGAUCGGAAGCGGAAUCAUUAUCAGAGUCCGUGGUCAUCGUCAUCGUCGUUGUCAUACCAGGCGCGUUUGCACGGUGGAAGAGUCAAUGAUUAUUUGGUCUCGCCGAGGAGUAUACCGCCGGAGAUGGUGGAGUGUGGGUCCUUUGGGAUAAGGGGGGUUGAUUCUUUGGUGAAGAAAGAAGUAGAAGAGAAGGAGGGAUGGAAACUUUCUCACCCUGAUUCGCCGGAUGAGAGAAACAGGGCUGAGAAUGGAGACGGGGUGCUGGAAAAGGAGGAUCGAAUGAUUGGGAAUCAUGCGUAUGGAGAUGAUAUUGGAAUUUUUGUGGAAUUGGAUGGGGGCGUUAUUCCUAAGGAGGGUCGGGAUGGUAUUUGA